Megachile rotundata (alfalfa leafcutting bee) is the source of this 603-nucleotide messenger RNA. RefSeq lists its product as uncharacterized. The record is from RefSeq and is a predicted model, not a curated record. NCBI's taxonomy places the organism in Eukaryota, Metazoa, Arthropoda, Insecta, Hymenoptera, Megachilidae.
UGUAGUAUUUCGGUAGACAUGGCGAGAAAAAAUUUUAUUUCUGCAACUAUUGCCUUCGUGACGUUACUAUCUUCAAAACCAACAUCCGCAAAUCGAACAUCCUUCUACCUGGACGAGGUUCGCAGUCUGAGCGAGCUGCCAAUAACCGAGUUGAUUCACAUAAAGUCCUCCCUCAUCGAAGAUGAGGCUCCUGAAGAAGAUAUGGAAGCUUCAAGUAGGAUGUUAUCGGUGUCGCUCCCCGUUGCGCAGCCCUUGAAGAGGUUCAACAAGAAGUCCAUAAGACGUUACGAGGACCACUACGACGAGAAGGGCAAAGACUCGAAGAUUUCAAAGAUAUUUCAACUGUCUGUCACUGCCCUGUCAUUUCUGGCGUUCGGUGGCUAUCUGCUGACGAUGAUAAUAACGACUAUUCGUCAAAAUUCCAUGAACGCGAACAAUGGAAACGUUAUUGUUCUCUCGAAUUUGCAAGGUCUGCAAACGCUGCAGAAUUUACAGAAUUAUCGUCCACGGAGAAACGUCAGAGUAGAUGUAAACGAGUUCCAAAUAGAGAAAUUGUAUCAAGGAAUGAUCAUGUUGUCCCGAAAAUACGCGGAAUAUAAUUAA